Molecule: messenger RNA, 3080 nt
Organism: Pelobates fuscus (common spadefoot toad)
Lineage: Eukaryota; Metazoa; Chordata; Amphibia; Anura; Pelobatidae
Gene: LONRF1
Product: LON peptidase N-terminal domain and ring finger 1
Exons: 12
Coding region: 117-2177 (686 amino acids)
Molecular function (GO): protein binding; ubiquitin protein ligase activity
Source: RefSeq, a predicted model, not a curated record
GUAGUGUGUCAUGUGACUGUGUGUUUGGACGGUUUAUGUAAUCCAGGCGGCGGAGCUGGCUGUCAGUGUGGAGGCGUCUUUGUUGGGGAGCGCGGUGACGGUGGCCGGUGAGGACCAUGGCGGUGGCCCUUGGAGGCAGUGAGGCCAAGCUGGCCCUGAAGGAAGCUCUAGACAGCUACUCGUCCCCCAACGGCCCGCGGCAGCUCGGGGCGCUGGUGGACUACCUGCUGCGGCAGUACCGGGCCUGGAGCGGGAGCGAGCCGGGGGCGGCGGCCGGCCCCCAGACCACCCUGAGCUGCCCGGGCUGUGACGGCUUCCUGCGGGACCCCGUGAGCGCCCAGUGCGGACACGCGUACUGCUGGCCCUGCCUGAGGGGGGAGCCCAGGACACAGUGCCGGCUGUGCCGGGGGGACAUGGGCCGGCCGCCCCGCAGGACCUGCGUGCUGCUUAAACAGCUGGCUGACAAGUGGUACCCGCAGCCCGGGGGCCGGAGUGGACAGGAGCGGGCUGUUACCGAGCUGCUUGCGGCAGGAGAGCCCCACAAGGCGCUGGGAGCCAUCCAACAGGCUGUGCGGACAGAUCCAAACAACUUGAACUUGCAUAUUUACAGAGCUGAAGCUUACACUGCACUAUGUGAAUUUGGGAAAGCUCAUGAAGAGCUAGACUUUGUCCUUUCAAAGCAGCGAAACUGGCCAGAGGUUUACUUUAAGAAAGCAAACAUUCUGCAAGUCACAGGUUAUAUGUAUGAAUCCUUGACCUUUUACCUGCAGUGCUUGGCAGUGGAUGAAGAAUUUGUUUGGGCCAAAUCUGAGAUUGAAAAGAUAUUACGGGACUUCUUAUCUCCUGUACCAGAGAAUGUAGAAGGUAUCCUGAAGGACCUUGAAAGAACUUUCUUGCCAAACACACCACUGAAGCCUUUUGUCCUGGAGUCUGAUAAAGAAGCGCCUGCAUAUAGUUUACAUCCUUUUUCGGAACAGGAUGCAGGAAUAUCAAAAUCAAUGAGCACUUUCAGCAGAAGUGACCUGCAGUGGCCACAGUCGAAUCAUGCUGUAGAAAUAUCUGCCAAGGAUGAAAGCUUGAAAAGGGUGUCGUCAGAACCCCUCUUAUCCAGUCACAAUAAGGGAAUUUUGCUAAAGAGAAAAUUCUCUCUGUCUGAACAAGAUUUGAAUAUAUGUCAAGAUGGAUUGAAGAAACAUAUCAAAAAUGGGGAAGCAUCGGAUGAAGAUAUGUCCUUUUUGCUUACUGAUCGAACCGACCCACAUACCCCUGUGGAUGUUUCUGAUUUUGAGUGCUCCCUAUGUAUGAGAUUAUUCUAUGAACCAGUGACCACACCAUGUGGACAUACCUUUUGCAAGAAAUGUUUGGAACGCUGUUUAGAUCACACACCCCAUUGUCCUUUAUGCAAGGAAACUUUGACAGAGUAUCUAUCAGGCAGAAAUUACAAUGUUACUUACUUGGUGGAAGCUCUUAUUAAGUGUUAUCUCCCCGAAGAGUUGGCAGAGAGGAGAAGGAUUCAUGAAGAAGAAACAAAUGAGCUAUCAAACUUAACAAAAAAUGUGCCUAUGUUUGUCUGUACAAUGGCAUAUCCUACAGUGCCUUGUCCUCUCCAUGUAUUUGAGCCUCGAUACAGACUGAUGAUCAGAAGGUGUAUGGAAACCGGUACCAAGCAAUUUGGAAUGUGCAUAAGUGACCCAGAAAAGAGUUUUGCAGAUUAUGGGUGUAUGCUGCAAAUACGAAAAGUUCAUUUCUUACCUGAUGGCCGUUCCGUGGUGGAUACAGUUGGUGGAAAACGAUUUCGCGUUUUGAAAAGGGGAAUGAAAGAUGGUUAUUGCACGGCUGACAUUGAAUACUUGUCAGACAUUCAGGUUGCGGAAGAAGAGGAGUUGCAGCAGUUCAGAGAACUCCAUGAUGCUGUAUACAAUCAGGCCUGUCGCUGGUUCCAAAAUUUAAGAUACAGAUUUCGCAGCCAAAUUCUGCAUCACUUUGGUUCCAUGCCAGAAAGGGAAGAAAAUAUACAGGCAAUUCCAAAUGGACCUGCGUGGUGCUGGUGGCUGCUUGCUGUUUUACCUGUGGACCCCAGGUACCAGCUGUCCGUACUUUCUAUGAUCUCUCUCAAGGAUCGGCUCCUGAAAAUCCAGCACAUAUUGACGUAUUUUUCUAGAGAUCAGUCCAAAUGACUAACCGCCUGGAGCUUCCUGAAAAGUUACCCACUCCUAACUGUAAUAGCCGCAGGAUUUUUUGCCUUCUUUGCACAUCUAACAUUAACUUGAGACAUUAGUGUGAACAAAUAUUCUCACGUUUGUGGAUCUCUGUGAGAAGAAAAUGUAUUUGGAAUCAUUCAGCUGCUGUUGUAUUACAAUGAACUUGCACUAUGUAUAAAGUUGUUUGUUAUAAUUUUUUUACAUUUUUGUGUUUAUAUGAUAUAAAUGCAUUGCUUAUUUUGACUUCAAGACUUCCAGGAGUGCACAGUUUUGCUGCUUCCAGCCAGCUAUAUAUUUUUUUGUGAAUUUUCACCUUGAAGAUACAGAUCUAACAAAUGGAAAUUUUUAACUCUAUUUGGUCAUUCAUUGCCUUAAGUAUGCAGUGUUCUAUGUAUGUGUCUGUUUUCUUUCCCCAAAACUUUACAUCCUACCAAUUUACCUUUUGCACAUAUCUGCUAAUAUAUAUUUAUUUUUAUCAUACAAAAAACCCUUUCAAUAUUACCUUUUUUAAAAUGUUCUUUUUAUUGGACUUGUGCCCUGAGUAAUGCUUAAUCUUCCCCAUACUUGUGCCUGUCACUGGAAAGAUUAAUGGAAAUACUCCUUUAGAGGUCCAUGGCAGUCACUACUUGACUUCAGUAGUUAAUGCUGCAAAUCCUUGGGGGGAAAAAAUAAUCCAAUUUAUCAUUGGUUUUAAAAUGUGUUCUAAGUGCACACCAGAUAUUGUUUGGCAACUUUUUGUUCAUAUUAUAAAAGGGAGUCUACCAUAGAAAAAUGUAUUUAUUUUAUUUUUUGUACAUGUAUUGUGAUAUCAUGUGGUUCAAUGUUAUCAAAAAUGUACAUGUAAAGUCUGGGUUUUUUUUGGGGGGGGGGGGGGGUUUC